Molecule: messenger RNA, 1363 nt
Organism: Lampris incognitus (smalleye Pacific opah)
Lineage: Eukaryota; Metazoa; Chordata; Actinopteri; Lampriformes; Lampridae
Gene: tmod4
Product: tropomodulin 4 (muscle)
Exons: 9
Coding region: 45-1070 (341 amino acids)
Biological process (GO): myofibril assembly; pointed-end actin filament capping; muscle contraction
Cellular component (GO): myofibril; striated muscle thin filament
Molecular function (GO): tropomyosin binding
Source: RefSeq, a predicted model, not a curated record
GUGUGCAGCGGUGUGUGUGAGAGUGUGUGUGUGCAUGUGACAUCAUGUCGGACCCCAGGGACAUCGAUGAGGACGCCAUCCUGAAGGGCCUCAGCGCCGAGGAGCUGGACCAGCUGGAAUAUGAGCUGCAGGAAAUGGACCCCGAGAAUGCCAUGCUGCCGGCCGGCAUGCGGCAGCGUGACCAGACCAAGAAGAGCCCCACCGGGCCCUACGACCGCGAGGCCUUGCAGGAGCAUCUGGAGAAGGUGGCGCUGGAGCACGAGGACAGAGAGGACCUGGUGCCCUUCACCGGGGAGAAGAAAGGAAAAGCCUUUAUUCCAAAGGCAAACGCAGGGCAGAUUCCUGAACAUGAGCAGAUCACCCUGGAGCCGGAGCUGGAGGAGGCCCUGAAGAACGCCACAGAUGCUGAGAUGUGCGACAUCGCAGCUAUUCUUGGGAUGUACACCCUGAUGAGCAACAAGCAGUACUAUGAUGCCCUGGGCACCACUGGCACAAUUGCCAACACAGAGGGCAUCAACAGUGUAGUUAAGGGGGAUUCGUUCAAGGUCUUCCCAGAGGAGCCUCCCAACCCCACCAACGUGGAGGAGACCCUGGAGAGGAUCCACAGUAAUGACAGCAGCCUCACGGAGGUCAACCUCAACAACAUCAAGGACAUUCCCAUCCCAGUGCUGAAGGAGGUCUUCGAGGCGAUGAAGGGCAACUCUCACGUGGACUGUCUCAGCAUUGCUGCGACGCGUAGCAACGACCCUGUGGCCUAUGCGUGUGCUGAGAUGCUACAGGAGAACACCAGUCUGCAGAGUCUUAACAUCGAGUCUAACUUCAUCACUGCAGAGGGAAUGAUGGCCAUCAUCAAAGCCAUGGCCAGCAACGCCACGCUGGUGGAGCUGAAGAUUGACAACCAGCGGCAGAAGCUGGGAGACUCGGUCGAGAUGGAGAUCGCCAACAUGCUUGAGAACAACUCAAGCAUCCUAAAGUUUGGCUACCACUUCACCCAGCAGGGUCCCCGUGCGAGGGCCGCCAUGGCCAUCACCAGAAACAACGAUAUGAUUCGCCAACAGAGAUUAAGAUGAGAGGAAGUGAGAACCAAGAGGACGUUCUCUCCCAGGCUCAUCAAAUCAGUCCCACCCCCAUUGGAGGCUACAUAUGCAAAGACUGCCAUUGACUGCCUCGUUCUAAAUUUGUCAGUGAGGUGUAACACAUUUCAUACUUACCCCCAUCCCCAUGAAUCAUUACAAGGCUGGUUAACCUCACAUCGUGGAAAUCACGUAAUAUCUAUGUCAAUGCAUAUCAUUUCAUAAACCGCAGCCGGCUUUUUGUAGAUUGUUAAAUCCAUCAUAAAGGCAUGUAUAGGUCACAAGCAAAA